Gigantopelta aegis is the source of this 1305-nucleotide messenger RNA. RefSeq lists its product as uncharacterized. The coding region runs from base 57 to 1133 and encodes 358 amino acids. The transcript has 2 exons. The record is from RefSeq and is a predicted model, not a curated record. NCBI's taxonomy places the organism in Eukaryota, Metazoa, Mollusca, Gastropoda, Neomphalida, Peltospiridae.
GGAUGCCACGCCGUCCAGGUUUCUACAAAUAACUGUGGCUGCCAGCACGGCUUGCUAUGUUGUUGUUUUUUCCUCUUUUUAUGUCUGCGAUAUUCACACGUCUGUUAUUUGCCAAGAAAAGGAAUACCGUCUCAACAAUGACCAGGAAAUCGAAGAAGCUGUUUUUGCUGGCGUGUAUUGUUCUUAUUGGCACUAUCCUUUUGUUGAGGCUGUUGCUACCGAAGCCGUGGCAGUAUACAGACACCUACCACCUUAUACGAGUAUAUAUGGACAUACAGGACUUUCCUGUGCAGACCGAGGUCAUCGGGGGAAACAAUACAGACUUUCAAAUAAAAGUGGACACAAAAACUAUUUAUGAGCAUUUACUGAAGGUGAGGACUAUUCAGGAUAGAAUGACGUCAAAGGAUCCCGUUAUCGCGCAUUAUUCGCCCUCGAUGUCUUUACGAGAACAAGUAGACAUGAUGGUUACCGUGGAAACGUUUGUGACGGUUUGCAUGAGAGCAAACCUGACCUACUUUCUGUGGGGUGGGUCACUUCUUGGUGCCUAUCGUCACCAUGGAUUUAUACCAUGGGAUGAUGACUUUGACCUAGUUAUGAACAGUUCUGACUGGAGGAACAUUCGCGAUGUGUUGUCACGUGUCCAAGGAUACCAGUUGCUUGUUAACGGUUACUCGCAGUGGAAAUUUUUCAAAAAGGAUCUUCCGUCUGUUCGUGGGGAAUCCUUCAAGUGGCCAUUUAUUGACAUUUUCUUCUUUACUGAAGAUGCCAGUCAUGUGUGGUCCUUGACAGACUCGUUAAAACGUGAACUGGUGAAUCCCAAAGAGGAUAUAUUCCCUGUUCAAUUCCGUCCGUUUGAACACCUUCUUGUGGCGGUUCCGUGUAAGACUGCGAUCAUUGUGGACUGCGUGUACGGGGCUAACGAAUGCCGUUCGUCAGACUUUUCACAUAAGGAUAGCAAAGGAUUAGAUCCGUCCAUCGUUGAACGAUUGCCGUGUAGUCGACUAUUCAAUUAUUUCCCAUUUGUGUUCCGAGAACAAUAUCCCAAUUCAGAUAAUGUUAUUGAAAUAUCCAAAAUUGGGGGCACGAUUCUGUCAAAUAUUUCAGUACCGCUAUCGUGUAAAGAAUUAAGGUGAUUACUGAAAAUUAUUUCAGGUAAUAAUCAGUCUGUACUAACGGAUCUGUGGAUGAAGAACUGCGACAUUAUCGAAGAGCGUGUUGUAUUUAUCUUUCACUAUUUAAAACAAAAUUGUUAUUGAUGUAUUUAUUUUUGUUGAGAAUCUGUGUGUGAAUAAUUUGUCAGAUCCA